Messenger RNA from Oryzias melastigma (Indian medaka), 1598 nucleotides. Its product is annotated as aldo-keto reductase family 1 member D1. Bases 504 to 1484 code for a protein of 326 amino acids. Gene Ontology annotation, cellular component: cytosol. Gene Ontology annotation, biological process: bile acid biosynthetic process. The record is from RefSeq and is a predicted model, not a curated record. The transcript is spliced from 9 exons. Lineage: Eukaryota; Metazoa; Chordata; Actinopteri; Beloniformes; Adrianichthyidae. Gene Ontology annotation, molecular function: aldose reductase (NADPH) activity; Delta4-3-oxosteroid 5beta-reductase activity.
UGGGAUAUGUGACCGUAGUCCAAGAGAGGGGGAAGGUGCUAGAAAGGCUUUAGUGGCCCCAGAAUCACAAAAGACAGGACAUUCAAAAGAGAAAAAUACAUUUUUUUGUGGUUUACAUAUUCUGUAAAUGUAAUUUGAUUUGUAACUAAAUCACAACAAAUAUUUGGGUUGAAGUUUAAUAGUUUUGUAGAAAGUCCAGAGGAAGAUCAGUGUGUCUAUUCCAUGAUUUGGGUAUCUCAUAGAUAGUCGCUCUCGACUUCUUUUGUGUAAAAGUAGAUGUAGUUUGGGAGCUUUUUGUCUAAGUACUUUUUUUAGAUGUGGACUGGUUAUUCUGACGUGCACUAAGUUUAGAGUGUUUGUGUGCUCACGAUUGUGUCAGAUACGGUGAUGCAUGUGCGGGAGGGUGCUCCUUCUAUCUGGGAGGAGUCAUGCGGUCAAAGAGAGCAGGAGUCACACUCAGUGACACUUUGUUAAGCUUCACCUGAGGGCAGAGUAGAGUCAGCAUGGAGCUGACGGCAACAAACCACUCCAUUCCUCUGAGUGAUGGAAACCGCAUGCCUCUGAUAGGACUGGGAACCUAUGGGGAUCCCACCAAGACCCCUAAAGGAACCACAAUUGAAGCCGUCAAGCUGGCCAUUGAUUUGGGAUACAGGCACUUUGAUGGGGCUUUGGUGUACUUCAAUGAACACGAGGUGGGACAGGCCAUCAGGGAGAAAAUAGCAGACGGGACGGUGAAGCGGGAGGACGUCUUCUACUGCGGAAAGUUGUGGAACACGUUCCAUCCCCCUGAGCUGGUGCGUCCUGCUCUGGAGAAAACUCUCAAGACUUUACAGCUGGAUUAUGUUGAUCUGUAUAUUGUGGAGCUGCCAAUUGCAUUUAAGCCAGGAGAUAGUUUCUACCCAAGAGACGAGAACGGCAAAUAUCUUUAUCAUAAGACGGAUUUAUGUGCUACUUGGGAGGCUCUGGAGGAGUGCAAAGAUGCCGGCCUGGUCAAGUCCCUGGGAGUCUCCAACUUCAACAAGCGUCAGCUGGAGUUGAUCAUCAACAAACCGGGACUCAAACACAAACCGGUGUCCAACCAGGUUGAAUGUCAUCCGUACUUCACUCAACCAAAGUUGCUUGAAUUCUGUCGGCAGAACCACAUUGUGAUUGUUGGUUACAGCCCUCUGGGCACGUCAAGAGAUGCAUCAUGGGUCAACUUAAAGUGCCCGCCUCUGUUGGAGGAUGAAGUGCUGCAAUCAAUCGCCAAAAAGUACAGUAAGACCACAGCACAGGUGUGCCUGAGGUUCAACGUGCAGAGAGGAGUGGUGGUCAUCCCAAAGAGCUUCACUCCUGCCCGCAUUAAGGAGAACUUUGAUAUAUUUGACUUCUGCCUCUCGGAUGAGGAGAUGAAGGCGAUUGAAGGGCUGAACAAGAACAUUCGAUUUGUGGAGCUUCUCAUGUGGGCUGACCAUCCAGAGUAUCCGUUUCAUGAUGAAUAUUGAUUACACUAAGCCUAAGACCAAUUAUGUCAAUUUUCUUUGGUUGGAUCAUGACAUUUUCAUUUUUUAUCUUUAAUUAGUCUUUUGACUCAAUUAAUAAACAUAUUCUGAAAUGUU